This is a messenger RNA of Prunus armeniaca (apricot), 897 nucleotides long. NCBI's taxonomy places the organism in Eukaryota, Viridiplantae, Streptophyta, Magnoliopsida, Rosales, Rosaceae. The record is from the annotation of a GenBank genome assembly.
AUGGACAGCGAAAAACCCGUCGUUUGUGUUCUUGAUGCUUCAACCUACGUGGGCUUCUGGAUUCUCAAAGGAUUGCUUGGUAGAGGUUUCACAGUCCACGCAGCCAUCCAGAAUAAUGGGGAAACAGAAAUUCAGAAGAGAAUUAGGGAGAUGGAGAAAGUAGAAGAGCGAUUGGAAGUGUUUGUUGUGGAUGUUUUGGACUACCAUAGCGUUCUUUUGGCUUUGAAGGGUUGCUCUGCUAUGUUCUGCUGUUUAGAUAGUUCAGAUGGAUAUGAAGAAAAAAUGGUGGAUUCGGAGGUGAGAGGAGCAAUUAAUGUUGUGGAAGCAUGUGCUCAGACAGAGACUGUGGAGAAGAUUGUGUUCACUUCUUCUUUGACUGCAGCAAUUUGGAGAGAGGACAUUUGUUCUGAGAAGGAUGUGGAUGAGAAAUCAUGGAGUGAUCAGGAAUUUUGCAGGAAAUUGAAGUUGUGGUAUGCCCUGGCAAAGACACUCUCUGAACAGGCUGCUUGGGCUUUAUCCAUGGACCGGAUGCUCAAGAUGGUUUCCAUAAAUUCUGGACUUGUCCUUGGGCCUAGUGUCGCCCAACAGAACCCUCGGACAACUAUGUCUUAUCUUAAUGGAGCGGCUCAAAUGUACGAAAACGGGGUGCUUGCAUUCGUCGACGUGAACUUUCUAGCCGAUAUUCAUAUUCGAGCUCUGGAGGAUGAGUCCGCAUGCGGGAGGUACUUCUGCUUUAAUAGAAUUGUGAAUACUGAGGAUGAAGCUGUUAAGCUUGCCGAGAGCUUAAGCCCUUUGAUAUCAUUGCCACCAAGGUAUGAAUACCAUGGGAGUGAGGUGCAUACCGAGCGAUUGAGGACCAAAAAGUUGAGCAAGUUGGUUGAGGGCGCUGCCUAUUAG